Molecule: messenger RNA, 3484 nt
Organism: Condylura cristata (star-nosed mole)
Lineage: Eukaryota; Metazoa; Chordata; Mammalia; Eulipotyphla; Talpidae
Gene: C1QL2
Product: complement component 1, q subcomponent-like 2
Exons: 2
Coding region: 565-1428 (287 amino acids)
Molecular function (GO): protein binding
Source: RefSeq, a predicted model, not a curated record
GCGCGUGCUGCCUCACCGCCUCCGCCGCUCAGCCCCGGACUCCUUACGUCAGGGUAGCUGGGUCCCCCCUCCGCGCGGGAGCCUGCGAGCAUCGGGAGAGCAGAGCACAGCGCGCCACUGAGCCCCGGCGCCCACAUUGCGCGCUCAGCCCGGCGGAGCCAGCCAGGAGGCAGAGCUGCUGAGACCGCACCGGACGCCGCACCGCACCCAGCGCUCGCCCGCGACCGCUCCCCCGACCCGAGGGGCACUGGGCUGGGUCUGUGAGCUCUCCCGCCACGCGCGCCGGGCUGCGCGGUACUCCAGAGCAGCUCCCGCGUGUUGGGCAUCGGCGCCUGGGCCCGGGCACCUCUCGGCGAAGUAGUUGAGUGCCCAGAGCAGGGGGUCGCCACGUCGGGGGCCCGGCCUGGACCGGUGGAGCCGGCCCCCGAGUGCGGGGAGCGGGGCCGCCCGCGACGCCCCACCAUUACCUCCCCGGGAGGCAAGGAGGAGCUGGUGGCGGUCGCUUCCCGGCUGUGGCAGCGGCGGCGGCGCGCUUGCCUGGCGGCCGUCGGCGUACUCCUAGCCAUGGCAAUAGGACUGCUCAUCGCCUUACCGUUGCUGCUGCAGGCUGCGCCCCCCGGCGCUGCGCACUAUGAGAUGAUGGGCACCUGCCGUAUGAUCUGCGACCCGUACAGCGCCACACCCGGCGGGGGUCCCGCCGGGGCCAAGGCGCCGCCGCCGGGACCCAGCACCGCAGCUCUGGAAGUCAUGCAGGACCUUAGCGCCAACCCCCCGCCCCCUUUCAUCCAGGGACCCAAGGGCGACCCGGGGCGGCCAGGCAAGCCCGGGCCGCGGGGGCCACCUGGAGAACCCGGCCCGCCUGGACCCAGGGGUCCCCCGGGGGAGAAAGGCGACUCAGGGCGACCUGGGCUGCCAGGGUUGCAGCUGACAGCGGGAACGGCAGGUGGUGUCGGGGUGGUGGGAGGCGGAACCGGGGGUGGCGGCGACUCGGAGGGCGAAGUGACCGGCGCUCUGAGCGCCGCCUUCAGCGGUCCCAAGAUUGCCUUCUACGUGGGUCUUAAGAGUCCUCACGAAGGCUACGAGGUGCUCAAGUUCGACGACGUGGUCACCAAUCUCGGCAAUCACUACGACCCCACCACCGGCAAGUUCAGUUGCCAGGUGCGAGGCAUCUACUUCUUCACCUACCACAUCCUCAUGCGCGGUGGCGACGGCACCAGCAUGUGGGCGGAUCUCUGCAAGAACGGGCAGGUCCGGGCCAGCGCCAUCGCGCAGGACGCAGACCAGAACUACGACUAUGCCAGUAACAGCGUGGUGCUGCACCUCGAUUCUGGGGACGAGGUUUAUGUGAAACUGGACGGCGGGAAGGCGCACGGAGGCAAUAACAACAAGUACAGCACGUUCUCCGGCUUUCUUCUGUACCCCGAUUAGGGACUUGGGGAACACGAGGGGUGGCUUCAGACUGCCCUAUGCCCCCUGGGGAGCGCUGUUCUUUCGUGAGGACCACUCACUUCUUGACACUUCCUGACAUCUCCGUUGGAAAAGACAAGUCCCUGCUGUUCUCCUUGCCCCAGACCCAACCUCAAUGUGUCUGCGAUGCAUCACUUUCAGGCUGUACACCUGGUCCCUGUCCCCAACCCGGGGAGGGAAAGGGGUAUGACUGAGUGGGAAAUGAGUGUGAAUCUGAAUCCUGGACCUUGCAGCAGUGCUCAGCACAGACUUUGUAAACCUGUGCUGAACGGAACCUGAUUGAACUGAACAGGUCUGCCGCCUGCCCUCUUCCCAUCCCCCUCCUCAUCCAAGUGCUCUGAGCCUAGGGCUGUAGCCCUGGUUAGCCAGGUAGGCCAAAGUGAGUGGGAGCUCCCGAGGGUGUCCUUUUUUGUGGCCCAAACUUGUGCAGAUUUCCUCAUCACCAACCAAAACACCAUCUGCAGCAGAACCCCAACAAAUGGAGAAUUCACAUCCCCAUUGCACUCCCAACUCAGCCACACCACAUUGCAUUAAAUGAUGUUCUUAGAUGAAUGACUCUGAUGUCUCUGUCAGCUUGGCCACUGGACCUGGGCUCCAGACGUCCACCUUGGUGUAAAGACCUCAGCUGGGUCCUCAAAAGUCCCAUCUAUGUCCUGCUUGCCAGCCAUUGCCUUGUAUCUGCCCCCUAACAAGGGUGAAAAGAGGUAGAAUAACAGCAUCCCACUAUUUGGGGGGCUCUUCCUGGGCCCACAAUUGGAAGGACCAAGCAGGAUGUCAGGGGCAGAGUGAGAGGCUGAAGGGAGGGGACCGGGAAAUCUGAUCUCCCAGCCUGUGGCAGGAGGUUAAAGGGUAGGAGUUGCCUUUUGAGGGAAGGCAGGAAAGAGGAGCCAUUUUUGCAGGAUGGGAGCUAUGAAUCAGGAUUUUGCUGGCAAGUGACAUUUGCCCCUAAAGGCAGUGCAGAAGCCCUGGCAGAAAUUGACCCACUCGAUCAUGUAGCGUACUCAGCCCUUGUCUGUCUAUUCACUCUAUCUCUCUCGAAAAGCUGGUAAACUGAGGUAAUUCUGUGGCUGGUCCAGCUUUCUGAAUUCACCUAGUACAGUGUGUCAUGUAAGAUAGACAAUUGCUCCCAGGGGAAGGGACAGCCACUUUUCUGGGGUCUUUUCUUCCUUGCACAGUGGUGUGAGGUGCCUGCUCUGAAACCCAAUGUGUUCGUUUGGUCUUCUUUCUUUACUUUCCAUGGAUGAUCCACAAACAGCUUAAGAAAACAUCGGGCUUCAAUUUUUUUCUUACUCUCGUUUUUAGGUCAUUGAGUUCUAAUAAAUAUUAUUUACAAGAAACCAGUUGGCAACCUAUAGUUCUUACUGAGCUCUUUUUAAUCAGUUUGAAGAGAAAUGUGGGUCCACAUCAAAGGUUCAUUUGUGUAAAACUGGAGACCUGCACACAUGCACACCAUGUGGACAUAAUGUUGUGGUCAUCAUCACUAAUCCGUGUUAAAUACCUGCGCACACUUAUUUACCGGUCAAUGUCAGUGUACCCUAAGACCAUUUUCACGGUUCUAUGCCUGUUCCCAAAUUGCAUUGUGCUCAACUUUCGUUCCUGGAGGAUUCUGAAAGCUGUGAUUCCCAUUUAAAAGACAAUUACACCCCCUGCCUGGAGUCCUGUUGAUGUCGUGGAUUCUUCUUUAUGCUCUUAUUUAUUUGGAAAAGGUUUUAUUGUCAUUCGCUUACAUAUUAACAAUGAUUGUAUCUGCUUUGAAUCCAGGAACAAAGUACACAAAGACAGCUAGGGGAAAAACAAAUAUGUAUACAAAUCACCAGCCCCCAGUUCUGGACCCAAAUGGAACCUCAAUUCCUCAACCCUGUCCUCCCACUCCUGACGAUUGCGGACCCCAAACCCAGUUGAGCCCAGGAACUGCAGUGUGCAAAGUUGUUCCCCAUCUACAGUUAUAUACAUAUCAAUUUCUGAAGCCUUGUUGAUUGUAUCAUCCAGAAAUGCGAUUAAAACCAAAUGUCUGAGA